This is a messenger RNA of Arabidopsis arenosa, 2997 nucleotides long. Lineage: Eukaryota; Viridiplantae; Streptophyta; Magnoliopsida; Brassicales; Brassicaceae. The record is from the annotation of a GenBank genome assembly.
ACUUUCUUCUUUUUUCUUGGAAAGAGAAUCGUCACUUUCUUCUACUCAUAUAUAUAAUUUUUUUUUUUUGUGAAAAAGAAUUAUGGGAGCAAUGGUACUACUUACCAUUUGUCUUCUCUUUAGUCUGCCACGAGUUUUCUCAGAAUUUACAUUUACCAGUCUAUCGUGUGGUUCUCCAAGAGGAACCACGUUUAAAGACAGAGAUACAGGUAUUAACUACAUUUCGGAUACGGACUUCAUAUCCACGGGUGUUGGGAGCGAGAUAAAAUCGUUGUACCAGACCACAACAGAGGCAAAACACUGGUACCUCCGGAGUUUUCCAAUCGGUUUCAGAAACUGUUAUACGUUUGAUUUGAACUCAGGAGAAAGGUAUCUGAUCAGGACAACUUUCCUACACGGAGGUUAUGACAACAACUCCAUUAGGCGGUUCGAGCUCCAUCUCGGGGUUAACCGAUGGACGACGGUAUCAACCGUCAACGAGACAGAAGAAAUUGUUUUUGAGAUGAUUCAUCUUUUGACCACUGACAGGUUACAAGUCUGUCUGGUCAAGACGGGGGAUUCAACGCCAUUCAUCUCCGGUUUAGAGCUGCGUCAACUCAAUAGCGAAGCCUAUAAUAACACUUCAAAAGGAUCCUUGCAGACUUUCUUGAGAGCAGACGUUGGCUCAAUCUCUAACCAACCCUUGAGGUAUAGAGCAGGUUCCUAUCAUGAAGAAGAUGUCUUUGAUCGCAUUUGGCAGCCUUACGACUCCGAGGAUUGGUCACAGAUUAUGACCAAUAACCGUGUAUAUGGCUACAAUAUAUACCAGCCGCCAGAGAUUGCUAUGAUGACGGCCUCUGCUCCAAAAGACCCGGACGCUCCUAUGAACAUUUCGCUAACCAGUGUGGAACCGGGUUCACAAUUUUACGUUUGCCUGCACUUUUCUGAGAUCCAAGAUCUCAAACCUAAUGAAACAAGAGAGUUUCAUAUCAUGUACAAUGGCAGGAUUAUCCUCAGAGCCUUUAGGCCGAGAAGAUUACACACUUUCUCCCAAGUAAUUGAUCAGGAAGUCGGUCCUAAUGCCAACGGAGAGUACACUUUUUCGUUUCAAAGGACCUUGGAUUCCACGCUACCUCCUCUGCUGAACGCCAUGGAGGUAUACAUUAUGAAACCCUUAGGGCAACAAGCAACGGAUAAAACAGAGGUCGAUGCAAUUGAUCGAAUAAAGUCUAGGUGGGGUAGGGAGAAGAUUGAUUGGGAAGGUGACCCGUGUGUUCCACAUGAAUACAUGUGGAACGGUCUUAAAUGCAAGUAUAAACACAACAAACACCCUAGAAUCGUUUCUCUGAACUUGACGGCCAGCGGUUUAAUCGGGGAGAUACCAGACACGUUAUCAAAUCUAACUUCACUAGAAGUACUUGAUUUGUCUAACAACAAUCUGACAGGUUCGGUCCCAGAGUUUUUGGCUGAUAUGGAAUCAUUGAAAUUCAUAAAUCUAUCAUGCAAUGAGCUAAAUGGUCUAAUAAUCCCUAAACGUCUCCUUGAUAGAGCACAAAAAGGAUUGGUUAUACUAAGCGUCGAUGAAUUUCCCGGGGUAUCCGUCAUUGUAUUUAUCUGCAAGAGGAAAAGAAUACCCGAUCGACAUCCCAGUUCAGAAAAUAAUAAUCUUCAGCAAUGGGAUCAAAGUAGCUUCUCAGACAUUGCACAAAACGUGUUCACAUACGAAGACUUGGCUCAAGCAACUGGUAACUUCUCCAGCACCAACCUCAUUGGACAAGGUGGGUUUGGCUAUGUUCACAGAGGAGUUAUUUCCGAUGGAACCGAGGUUGCCAUUAAACAGCUUAAAGCUGGAAGCAGACAAGGCGAACAAGAGUUUCUAGCGGAGAUAGAGAUCAUUAGUAGAGUCCAUCAUAAACAUCUUGUUUCACUCCUUGGUUAUUGCAUAACCGGAUGUCAAAGACUCCUUGUUUACGAGUUUGUGCCUAAUAAGACUCUGGAGUUUCAUCUGCACGAGAAAGAAGCACCGGUAAUGGAGUGGGCAAAAAGGAUGAAGAUUGCCUUGGGUUCAGCUAAAGGACUGUCAUACUUGCAUGAUGACUGUAACCCGAAAACAAUACACAGAGAUGUAAAGGCUGCAAAUAUUUUAAUUGAUAAUAGCUAUGAGCCAAAGUUAGCAGAUUUUGGACUCGCCAGGUCUUGUUCAGACACUGAAACUCAUGUUUCCACUCGGGUUAUGGGAACAUUCGGUUACUUGGCCCCUGAAUAUGCCUCUUCUGGGAAACUCACUGACAAAUCAGAUGUCUUCUCGUUCGGAGUGGUGCUUCUCGAAUUGAUAACGGGACGCCGACCUUUUGAUAUGUCAAUGCCAUUUCCUGACGAUGAGAGCAUCGUUGAUUGGGCGAAACCUUUGAUGACAAAAGCUCUCAAGGAUGGCAAGUUUGACGGUUUUGUUGACCUGCGAUUAGAGAAUGACUUUGAUGUCAUCGAAAUGACGAGAGUGGUUGCUUGCGCUGCUGCUAGCGUCCGCCAUUCAGCCAACCGCCGCCCAACAAUGAGCCAGAUUGUUCGAGUAUUUGAAGGCAACUUAUUUCUAGAUGACGUAAGUGACGGAACUGCUUCAGAACACAGCACUAGUUACAGCUUAGACGGGAGCUCGGGAUUACUGCUCAACACAAUACAGAGAGGAUUUGAAGAAAUUCAGGAAAAUGAAUUUGAUCGGUGGAAAAUGGCACUUGAAAGCCAUACAUUCGGUAGCAGUGGUGUGACAAGCGAAAAUGUUCAGAACUCAGAACCAUCAGGCUCGUCUAGCAUGACCGUAAGGCUAAUGUAACUCGUCAGACCAUACCGAACGAGAAAACUGAUAAGUUCCGUGAAGAAGAGACUCAGGCCAAAACAGAGGAUCUUAGCCAAUAGAGUCCGGAUCGGUUUAAGUCUUUCUAAAAUAACCCUAAAGUAUUUUUUUAUGUUUAUCAUUUAUGCCCCCUUUCCCUUUAAACGUUAUAAAAGAAAUGACAAUUA